Messenger RNA from Rosa chinensis, 1661 nucleotides. Its product is annotated as 7-deoxyloganetin glucosyltransferase. The transcript has 2 exons. NCBI's taxonomy places the organism in Eukaryota, Viridiplantae, Streptophyta, Magnoliopsida, Rosales, Rosaceae. Bases 15 to 1469 code for a protein of 484 amino acids. Gene Ontology annotation, molecular function: UDP-glycosyltransferase activity. The record is from RefSeq and is a predicted model, not a curated record.
ACAAACAGCAUAAGAUGAGUUUCAAGGAAGUAGCUAAAAGGCCUCAUGCAGUAUGCAUUCCAAUGCCGUUUCAAAGCCAUAUAAAGGCAAUGCUCAAACUAGCAAAACUCCUCCACCACAGAGGUCUUCAUAUAACCUUUGUCAACACACUGUUCAACCAUAAACGCUUUCUUCAAUCUCUAGGACCUAACUCCCUUGAUGGCUUGCCUGAUUUUCGGUUCGAAACCAUUCCAGAUGGCCUUCCAAGUUCAGAUGAAUGUGUGAAUCAAGACGUCUAUUUGCUUUGUGGUGCUGUCAGGAAAAAUUUCUUAGCUCCGUUUCAAGACCUCCUCAAGAAACUCAAUGAAACUGCAAUUACUUCCCACAGUACUAAUCCUCCGGUGACUCGGAUAAUAGCAGACGGUUGGAAUCCCUUUGUCUUCAGAGCAGCAGAAACAAAUCGAAUCCCUGUUACACUCUUCUUUCCUGUUGCUGCAAGCAGCUUCAUGGGAUUUGCACAAUAUCCCGCUUUGAUGGAAAAAGGAUUAGCACCACUCAAAGACGAGAGCUGUUUCACAAACGGGUAUUUGGACAAGGUCAUAGAUUGGAUUCCAGGACUGAAAGAUAUCCGAUUAAGGGAUCUCCCGACCAACUUUCAAGUCACAAAUCCUGAUGACGGCUUCUGGAACCACUGCUUGGAAGCAAUUGAAGGAGUUCAAAAAGCUGAAGCUGUUGUUCUUCAUACUUAUGAUGCAUUGGAGCAUCAUGUUUUGGAAUCUCUCUCGUCUACGCUUCAUCCACAUGUUCAUGCCAUUGGCCCUCUCCAAUUACUCCUUAAUCAGAUACCAGAACACCCUUUGAACCCUAUGGGUUACAGUCUAUGGAAAGAAGAAACCGAGUGCCUCCAAUGGCUCAACUCCAAAGCGCCAAAUUCAGUUGUUUAUGUGAACUUCGGCAGUUUAACGAUCAUGACAUCGAACAAUCUUGUAGAGUUUGCUUGGGGACUUGCAAAUACCAAGCUUCCCUUCUUUUGGGUAAUUAGACCUGAUUCAGUUGCUGGUGAAUCGGCUAUUUUGCCACCAGAGUUUGUGGCUGAAACCAAACAAAGAGGUCUAAUAGCAAGUUGGUGCCCACAAGAGCAAGUGCUUAACCACCCAGCAGUUGGAGGGUUUUUAACACACAGCGGUUGGAAUUCAAUGAUUGAGAGUGUGACUGCAGGAGUGCCUAUGUUGUGCUGGCCAGUCUGCUCAGACCAACAAACAAAUACCUGGUCUGCUUGCAAUGAAUGGGGAAUUGGCAUUGAGAUCAUCAGUAAUGAAGUGAAGAGAGACGAAAUAGAGAAGCUUGUUAAACAGGUGAUGGAGGGAGAGAAGGGUAAACAAAUGAGAAAUAAGGUGAUGGAGUGGAAGCUACUUGCAGAAGAAGCAACCACUCCACAUGGUUCUUCAUCCAUAAACUUGGAUAAUUUAGUGAAUCAAAUGUUACUAUGAGAAGAAGCUAGAUGUUACAGAUGAACUCAAUAAACUAGCUUGCGCUAUGUUAAUUGCGCCUAUCUUUACUUUACUUAGAUUGUUUCAUGUUGGUCUAAAUGUUCCUUCCCAUAUAGGUGUGUUCUUUCCCAUACUGAAAUUAGAAAGUGAGUUCCAAGGAGGUAGCUAAUAAUUAGCCUCAUGUUGUUUGUA